CUCCAACCAAACACGGUCAAAGACAGACUGUCAAUCGAAUUAUCAACUAUCGCAACCCCAGGCUGUCACAAUUACCAUACUCUUUGUGUCUCACAUUUGAACCCGUCUAUCCACCGACAAAGACCUGGUCCGUUCAACUCGAUUCUUCAGAUCACUCAUAGCAAUUCACACCGGUCUUCGCAUCCCUCCUAAUCUCAUCCCCAUUUCCUCACUCACCGCCACCAUGAAGAUCUUCUACAUUGGAAUUCUCCGAAAUGACCCAGUUCCCGCGAUUGAGCUGGCUGUGGAACAAGACCUAUCCUCAUUCUCACGGUUCACCAGACAGAGCUACAGCGAAUUCAUGACCAUGUUCGCCAAAACCGUGGCGGAGAGAACACGAGCCGGCGUACGACAAGACAUUGAAGAGCGACAACACACGUUCCACGCCUAUGGAUCAUCACAGGGAAUUGCAGGCAUCAUUAUUUCGGACGCCGAAUACCCCGCCUUAGUUGCUCAUCAACUCCUUUCGAAGAUUGUCGACGAAUUCACAUCCCAGAACCCUCGAUCCUCGUACGCUCCACCGAGUACCUCGCCAAAGCCGUUUCCGCAGUUGAAGGAAUAUUUGACGAAAUAUCAAGAUCCAAAUCAGGCGGAUAGUAUCAUGAAGGUGCAGAGGGAGUUGGAUGAGACGAAGAUUGUGUUGCAUAAGACGAUUGAAAGUGUUUUGGAGAGAGGCGAGAAGAUUGAUUCGUUGGUGGCCAAGUCGGACGGUUUGAGUGCGCAAAGUAAAAUGUUUUAUAACCAGGCGAAGAAACAGAAUUCAUGUUGUGUGUUGAUGUGAGGGGAGAAACUGGAGAUGAAUGGGGGAGUAUCUUCCUGGAGAGAAUCAAUGUGUUGUGUUUUUGGUGGAAGCAGGCGUGUUGGGAAUGAAAUGGGACAGCACAGGACAGGACAGGCUAGGACGAGAGUUGAAAGGUGAAGAAUGAAUACAUAGGGCAACAAUAAAGAUUGGAAUUACAAGACACAGGACUCGAGACAUCCAUGAUAUGAUUAUCAUUUA
This is a messenger RNA of Exophiala mesophila, 1039 nucleotides long. RefSeq lists its product as uncharacterized. Gene Ontology annotation, molecular function: SNAP receptor activity. Gene Ontology annotation, biological process: endoplasmic reticulum to Golgi vesicle-mediated transport. Gene Ontology annotation, cellular component: membrane; Golgi apparatus. Bases 224 to 820 code for a protein of 198 amino acids. NCBI's taxonomy places the organism in Eukaryota, Fungi, Ascomycota, Eurotiomycetes, Chaetothyriales, Herpotrichiellaceae. The record is from RefSeq and is a predicted model, not a curated record. The transcript has 3 exons.